This is a messenger RNA of Cottoperca gobio, 5188 nucleotides long. RefSeq names its product CCR4-NOT transcription complex subunit 3-like. Gene Ontology annotation, molecular function: methyl-CpG binding; zinc ion binding. Gene Ontology annotation, cellular component: nucleus. The transcript has 4 exons. Bases 1550 to 2740 code for a protein of 396 amino acids. NCBI's taxonomy places the organism in Eukaryota, Metazoa, Chordata, Actinopteri, Perciformes, Bovichtidae. The record is from RefSeq and is a predicted model, not a curated record.
GCAGCUUCUACUGAAUUUAUUUUAAUCAACAUUUUAAUUAGCAGAUUUGACACAAGCAAAGCAAAGACACACAUGAAACUAGUCUGAAGUACGACAAAGUAUUUUCUAUUUUACUUUACUGGAGUAAAAACUUAUUAAAUAUAAAUAUCCACGUUAUUAAUGAAAUACUUUCAUUCAGCGCUUUCCUGUCUGUUCCCGGCAGCCAAUCACCUGCGAGCUCUCACGCCUCCUGUUUGCUCGUGCCGCGCUGUGUGAGCGGCACGAGCGCCGCCGCCAGCAGGACACACACACACACACACACACACACACACAGCCGUCUCCGUAACAUCAGCGUGGCGUGUCCCCCCCACCGCCACCCUCUGCCUUCACUGUCGCGAGAACGAUGCACGUAUCUGUUCAUAACCUCCGCCAUUAUUCACCCCCCCCCCCUUUCUUCCCAUGGUGCUGUUUUUUCCCGCCCCUGCAGGGUCUCUUCCUCCUCGCCACCACCGGGCUAAUUUAAAGCCCCCCUCCCCACCCCCCAGUCUCUCUCCCCCGCCUCGCCUCGUGCCAAACCCAGGUGAUUAUCCAUCCGCCCCCCGUUAUCCGCCCCCCCUCCCUCCCUCUCCUCAGUACCGACAAAUCCCUCCCGGUGCUCCCCCCCCCCUCUCUCUGUCUCCUUCCCCGCCAGCCAUGAUCCGUGGCGGGCUAAUUCCCAGACGGUCUUCUUCUUCUCCUCCUUCCUCCUCUCCUCCUCCUCCUCCUCCUCGCGGGCCCGGUAAGUAGCAGCAGCACGCGCCGUCCAUCUUCUCGUGUCCUCCUCCUCGCGCUGUCGGACUGCAUGCUGUGCUCGCGGUAUUUAUCUCUUGUUAUGGGGUCUGGCUUUCCUUCUCUUCUUUUUUCUUCUUUUUUGAUUGACCCCCCUCCCCCCCCCCCUCCCUCGCAGUGUGCCUGAGGGGGGGUGGGGGGGGGGGGGGGUUAUGUGUCGCGUGGGAGAGCCGUUCUCCCCUCGCGGCCGGUGGCCGCCGUGACCUUCUGUCGGAGCUCGCGCCGGCCCGGUUGACCAGACAGGGUAAUUAGUUACGCCUCGAGGGAGUGGGGGCGGGUGUGUGUGUGAGAAGACACACAUUUUCACACGACCUGCGCUCAUGCUCACACACACUCACACACACACACACACACACACACACACACACACAUCGCACAGACACACUCUCACACACACACACACACACACACACACACACAUCGCACAGACAAUCUCGUUCUUUUCUUGAAGCUGCACACAUUUUGUUUCCGUCUGCAGAUACACACACACACACACACACACACACACACACACACACACAUUUCACACUCAUUCACACAUGUCUUUUUCAGUCUGUUUCGUGUGUGUGUGUGUCCCCAUGAGAGCAGAUUCAGUGGUUCCAGGAAAUGAAUGGAAAGUCUGUCAUGUCCCCAAAAGUGACCAAAGUAAGCGUGUGUGUGAGCGUGCUCAGAGGUCAGAGGUCAGAGAGCGAAACGUGUCGAGCACACACAACUAACUGUGAGCGAGCGUGUGUGUGAGGUCAUGUCAGGCAUGACGAGCGGCGUGUGUGUGGAGAGCGACCUCUCCUCGAUGCUCCAGAGAAGCUCCGCCCCCUCGCACCACCACCCCAAUCACCAUGGUUACGGCGGACAAGGACAGGUGUCAAGCCUGGCGCCGAUGUUGGACUACAGCACGGAGAUGGACCGGUACCGCUCGUCCAUCGCCAGCUUCUACAAGACAAACGUGAACAUAAACAUGAACGUCACAAACUUCCCUCAGUCCGCCAAGCUGGCGGCCCGUUUGGCGGCCGCCGCUCCCAUGUUCCCCCCUGCCGCCGCUAGGCUGGGCGCCAUGGCAACGGCACCCUGGGGUUGCCACGACAACAUGAACAUGAACCACCCGGCGGCCAUGUUCUGGGGACGGCCCAAACCCGCCCCGACACACCACCACCACCCCCACCAUCACGCGUCGGCGACGCCGGGGCACAUGGCGUCAUCGCACCCCCACAGUACCAGUAUGCACCAGGGCGGCAGCGGCGGGGGGGGUGGAGGCGGAGGGAGUAACGAAGGGGGAGGAGCUGAGAAACACGGACACACCGCCUCCUCACUUCCUGUCACACAAGGACCAGCACACCAUCACCCCAACGGGAACUUCCUCCCAGGUUACGGCGGCGGGGCGGACUGCGGCAUCAUGAACAAACAGGGGCACGCCCACCCGGACAUGAUGGGCCUAUCUGAGGGCGGGAGCUGCAAUGGGGGAGGGGUGAUGGGUGGGAGCUUCCUGGGGGGGCUGGGAUUACCCCCCGGGGUCAUUGUCAUGGCGAUGGGGUCAGCAGGGGGCGGGAUCUCAGACGCCGGCAGCGCCUUCCAGAUGACCGGUGGCCAGCGGUCGCUAACGGACUGUCAGCAGCACGCCAACUCCUCCCCCUGCCCAUCCUCCUCCUCACCCUCGUCAUCGGGGGUGACGGCGGGGGGCGUGGCCCUGUCGUCCUCGUCGUCCACGUCGUCGGGGGCGGUGGCCAAGAGGAAGAGGAAGCGGUGCGGCGUGUGUGGGCCAUGCAGGCGGCUGAUCAACUGCGGCGUCUGCUCGUCCUGCCGCAACAGGAAGACGGGUCACCAGAUCUGCAAGUUCAGGAAGUGCGAAGAGCUGAAGAAGAAACCGGGGGGAGGAGGGGGGGUGCUGGAGCGGCCGCCCUCCGUCCCGACCGGCGAGGCGUUUCGAUGGUUCUUCUAGCCUCCCCUCGCUGUGAAACAGGAAGUCCCAUCACGUGCGGACUUUACAUCCAGCUUGGAUUCGAUCUGGAUCUGAACCAGACGCUUUGCAGCAGGAUUACAAAUGUCAUGUAUGGAAGACAAGUUUAAGACUACAAAUCCCACCUCAACUGGACCAGGGAACAGCUAGGAGGACGGGGGGGGGGCAGUUUGGUCAACAGGAAACCAAUCAAACGUGGUCACAGUUGCACGUUAUCCUGGACGUGCACGGGUCGUCUGGUGUUAUUCAAGCUACAGCCGCUAGAACAGCCGUUGUAGUUUGUUUUUAAGUUAGCGUCCCAGAAAGCUACAGUUAGCCGGUCACAACCAUCAAUUGGCCAAUCAGAGUUUAGUAGGCGGGAUUAAGAAUGAACGGGAUUAACUGGGACAGAUCUCGACAGUUAACAAUCGGCAACAUCUUUAUAUUCCGUUGAUCCGGGAACUAAUAUUAUAGCGAUGUGGAAUCCGAUAUGCGCACAUAUGUUGUCCACAUAAUUGCAGCAAAGUUCUUGUCGUGGAAUUAACAUAUUAUUAUUAUGCCUGACAUCCCACUGGCAGACGCAGACAUGAUGUUCACAUUAUAUUUAAAGAUGCUAUAUUUAUUUUUAUAAAUAAGUGACAUGAUGAGAUAAAUGUCACGUGAACAAGGCAUCAGGAGCGUGUCCGGUAGAAUUUAAAGGAUGGAUAUCGGAGAAAGUAAAGCCGACUAAAAUGCGAUCCUUUCUCUGAAAGCUUGUGAAAAGGUUCCAAUUCAGUAAACGCCAAAUUCAGAUUUACAACUGGGAAGCAAAUUAUUGUGAAAGCUCAGAUUUAUCACUGAAACAAAGCAAACAGAACAGACCGAAGCCCGUUCGUUACAUCGUCAAUAAACAAUACUUUAACCCUCUCACGUCAAGCUGUCGCAGUUGACCGAGGAAUGCUCUAAAUAUUAGAAAAUCCUCCAAACUGUCUCCUUCUUCCUCUUCUUCCUCUUCCUCCUAGCAAACCCAAACCCCGGCGUAGCCAAACCAGGACGAUUCUCAAGUGGAACAGAAACUACGACAGUUUGACCAAAACCGGACGACAAGUUAACCUCAAAACUUUACCACCGAGGGAAAACGAACUGACCUCAGCAGGAAGUGAUCCAGGACUGUUAUUAAGGACUACAACUUCCCCACAGUAGGACUACAACUACCACAUCACUGUUAUCUGUCUCUUCUGUCUACCUCCUCCUCAAGAACUAAAAAAGGCACCUUGAUUGAUUUUUACCGGGCUGUGUUCACGCUGGUACGACUUAGUCUGCUUCUCAACUCUCUGGAUGGUCCGAGCCGACCCCCCCCGCUCACAUUUCUUUAUGUAACACUUUAUUUGGAUUUUAAUGGAAAGUUCUCAGGGCGCAGUCAUACUUCCACAUGGUUUUAUAUGAACUAAAGCAGACUGGAUAAACUCACUUUGUUGUAUUUUUGUAUUUGCGUAAAAAGGUGGCGUUGGAAGGUUUGUAAUUUCUGUUGUUUGAUAAGAAAAGUCGAUUUCUUUCUCUGAAUAUUGGCUCUAAAUUGGCGCAUCCAGUCCCAAACCUUCAGACUUGUAAAGUCUGCAUGGGUCAAACCCUCACCAGGACCUCACAGAGAGUUCAGAACCAGUUUCUCUGCAGAUUGUGCCACAUGGUGACCAACAGGAAACAGCAGUUUACAUGCAGCGUGGGAGCUCGCAGGGAACCUUCGUUCUGAGCUGGGACUCGAACCCGAACGAGAACAUUUCAACAGUAAAAACAUUUCCGACACGUCUGCGGUUCUGGUUUUGCCCCCGACAUGUUCUGUGAUGCCUUCCCACAAAAUUAAAAUUAAAUUAAAUUAAAUUCCCACAAAACGAUGGACGACUUAAAAACGUUCUUGAGAGCUUUUCAGUUGUUAAAGGAGAACUUCUCCCACAACACGUUGCUCCUCCAUCAGCUGGAAGUCUUAAAGACAACGUAGCUCUUCUCUCCUCGGGGAGCGAAGAAUCAAACAACUUGGAGGUCGCGUUUAACAUUCGAACUAUCGUUACGUGUUUGGGGAAGUUUUUCCUUUAACAAGUCUUGUUUUGAAAUGUUAAUCUGAUGACUGUGGAGUAAUCUGGCACCAACAGACCUGUUCGCGUGCUCGCUAUCCAAAUACCGAUUUAGUCCAAUAAAGUCCUGGGACCUGUCUUUUACUCUUUUUCCUACGUUAAAAUCUGGCGAAGCGGUAUGGCUCCAAAGACGGCGGGUUUUUCCGAUCGUUCUCUGUGGGAAUGUUUUUGCAAUUUUCGUGAGAACAGAAGACAAUUUCCUCCAAAAUGGCUUUUAGAAUUAAAUCAUCGUGCGUUGAGGUUAUAGCUGCAACUAACAAAUAAAUCUUUUGUUGUUUGGUUUAUAAAAUGUCAGAAAAUAUUGGACUCAAAUAAUAUAUCAUAUAAAUAUAUAUACACACAC